Messenger RNA from Corapipo altera (White-ruffed manakin), 14142 nucleotides. Its product is annotated as serine/threonine-protein phosphatase 4 regulatory subunit 1-like. Gene Ontology annotation, biological process: protein dephosphorylation. The transcript is spliced from 23 exons. The record is from RefSeq and is a predicted model, not a curated record. Lineage: Eukaryota; Metazoa; Chordata; Aves; Passeriformes; Pipridae. Bases 130 to 2994 code for a protein of 954 amino acids. Gene Ontology annotation, molecular function: protein phosphatase regulator activity.
CUCGACCCCCGGCAGCCGCGGCUCGUUCAACCCGGUGGCGUUUCGGGGCUGACCCGGCGGCAGGAAGCGCCGGCGGCUCCUCCCUGUGCCCUCCCGCUCCUCCUCCUCCUCGCCCAUGUCCAUUCCAAGAUGGCCGGGAUCCCUUUGUAUUUUGUGGAUUUGCAGGAUGACUUAGAUGAUUUUGGAUUUGAAGAUUAUGGGCCAGACUGUGAUAGCAUGAGGAUAACAGCAUUCCUGGAUAUCCCUGGACAGGAUAACUUAACUCCACUGGCUCGUCUAGAAAAAUAUGCCUUCAGUGAUAAUGUCUUCAACAGGCAAAUUAUUGCCAGAGGUCUUCUGGAUGUCUUUCGAGAUUUCAGUAACAAUGAAGAAGACUUCCUGACUGUAAUGGAAAUAGUGGUCAGGCUCUCUGAAGAUGCAGAGCCAACUGUACGUACAGAGCUGAUGGAACAGAUCCCUCCCAUUGCCAUUUUCCUGCAGGAAAGCAGACCAAAUUUCCCAACAGCAUUUUUUGAAUACCUUAUGCCCAUAGUAGUGAGAUACCUCACAGAUGUUAACAAUCAGGUCAGAAAGGCAGGUCAGGAGGCACUGCUGAUCCUGCUGGAACAGGACCUUGUGGCUCAAAGUGACAUUGAAAACAAGGUGUGUCCCAUCCUGCUGGACCUCUCUGCCCCUGACAGUGAUGAUGAGUACAAGGUGGAGGCUGUGAAUAUAAUCUGUAAAAUGGCCUCUAUGUUGAGCAGAGCAACAGUUGAGCACAUGCUGCUUCCUCGUUUCUGUGAACUGUGCAGUGAUGGCAAAUUGUUUCAAGUCCGAAAGAUUUGUGCAGCUAAUUUUGGUGACAUUUGUAAUGCGGUUGGGCAAGAAGCCACAGAAAGACUGCUGAUUCCCAAGUUCUUUGAGCUCUGUUCUGACAGUGUCUGGGGGAUGAGGAAAGCCUGUGCUGAGUGCUUCAUGGCAGUGUCCUACACCACGUCCCCAGAGGUUCGCAGGAGCAAACUGUCCCCCCUGUUCAUCAGCCUCAUCAGUGACACCUGCAGAUGGGUUCGUCAGGCUGCUUUUCAGUCUCUUGGCCCAUUUAUUUCUACCUUUGCAAACCCUUCAAGUGCUGGGCUUUACAUUCGAGAAGAUGGGACACUGAGUAUCCGACCACCAGCACAAGAUGUGAAUUCCAAUUCCUGUCAGCCAAGCAACAAUGUCACUUUAAUGUCCUCCAGUGCAAAUGCUGCAUUGUCCAGCUCAGAACAACCAAUGGAAAUCAAACCAGAAGCACCAACUGAGGAGAUUUCAGCAGAGGUGAACACAAAGCUCUCUGAGAACCUGCAUAAAGACACACGGGAAGAAGGUUCAGAUUGUUGUGCCAGUCCUGGAGAAGAUGUGUCUUGCCUGUCUCAGGGUGCCAGAGCUGGUGCUGGUGUCCCUGAGGUGACCAAGGACAGCAGUAUCCCUGGAAUGCCCUCGAGGUCUGGUGAGGACGUGUUCAACACGUUCCUGUACUGGCGCCCUCCUCUGCCUGACAUCACUCGGGAGCUGGAGCUGUUCCAGUUCAAGACUGAGAAGCACAACGAGAGCUGUUCCAUGCCAUGCAAUAACUGUGUUGCUAGUAGUGAAAUAAAAAAGGUUCUAGAAAGCUUACAAGAGCACAUAGAUGAUCCAGAUGUUCAAGCUCAGGUCCAAGUGUUGUCUGCUGCUCUCAGAGCUGCUCAGUUUGAUUCUGUUGGUGACUGUGAGACCAAAAAAAUGGAAGAAAGCAGUGGCAAUCUUCAGAACAAAACCAUUUCAGAUGAAGCAGCUGUUUCAGAUGCUGCCUGCACCCAGGUGCAGGAGGACACUCCCUCAUCCCCUGCCUCCCAGGAGAACUUCAGUGACCAGUCAGCCACCAGUCUGCUGGAAAGCACAGACUCAGAGGAACAACACAGAGGAACCAGUGUAUUUUUAAGGAAAGAGCAAGAAAAUAAUCCACCUUUUGAAGAUGACAAGUCAAAAUUCCAGGAUAUCAUCCCUCAGCCCUUGCUGGACCAGUACCUGUCCAUGACUGACCCUGCUCGAGCCCAGACUGUGGACACGGAGAUUGCCAAGCACUGCGCCUACAGCCUGCCCGGGGUGGCCCUCACACUGGGCAGGCAGAACUGGCACUGCCUCAAGGACACCUACGAGACACUGGCCUCAGAUGUACAGUGGAAGGUGCGUCGGACACUGGCUUUCUCCAUCCACGAGCUGGCAGUGAUCCUGGGGGAUCAGCUCACAGCUGCUGAUCUGGUGCCAAUUUUCAAUGGAUUCCUGAAAGACCUGGAUGAAGUGCGGAUCGGUGUCCUCAAACAUCUGUAUGACUUCCUGAAGCUACUUCAUGCAGACAAAAGGCGAGAGUAUCUUUACCAGCUUCAAGAAUUCGUGGUGACUGAUAACAGCAGGAACUGGAGGUUUCGUUACGAGCUGGCAGAGCAGCUGAUCCUGAUCCUGGAGCUCUACAACCCCAAUGAUGUCUAUGACUACCUGAGACACAUUGCACUGACUCUCUGCUCCGAUAAAGUCUCAGAAGUUCGGUGGAUCUCCUUCAAACUGGUUGUAGCAAUCCUCCAGAAGUUCUACACAAACAAUGCAAAUGCCCUGGGGUUAAAUUUCAUCAAUGAACUUGUCGUGCGGUUCCGUCACAGCUCCAAGUGGGUUGGAAGACAAGCCUUUGCCUUCAUUUGUCAGGCCGUGGUGGAGGAGGAGUGUAUGCCCGUGGACCAAUUUGUGGAGCAUUUACUGCCCAGUCUCCUGAGCCUUGCCUCAGAUCCCGUGCCCAACGUCAGGGUCCUGCUUGCCAAGGCCCUCAGGCAGACACUGCUGGAGAAAGCUUAUUUUAAAAGUGUUGGCAAUCCUCAUCUAGAAGCUGCAGAAGAGACCAUUCUGGCCCUGCAAUCUGACAGAGAUCAAGAUGUGUCUUUCUUUGCCACCAUAAAACUAAAACAGGGUAACAUGGACAAUAUUACCAUUGAAAAACAAAACUAACAAGUUGUUCUGCAGCAGGGGCUGAACAGCAGGACAGUUGUUCACUUUGUGGUCGUGUUGGUGUGAGUAAUGUGAGCAGAUAAGGUGGGUUCUGUCACCUGUUUGAGCAGGAAAUGUUACUGUCUUCAUUUCAUGACCUCGUUUCCUCUGCCCCACUGUUUGAUUCCCAUGAGUAAUCACUUCUGGUUUUCCCUCUGUAAAUGUGGGUGAUAACUCUGAUCUCACCUGCAGUUCAGUAUUAUCUGUAAAGUCUUACACCACACUCUGUGUUUCAGUGUUAAUUGGAAUUCACAUUUCAUUUUUUAACAAAACAUUUCCAGGAGCACAAGGCUGCUACAAGCUUAAAAUGGUUUCUGAAUCUUAAAACCUGAUUAUAACAAACUUCCCUGAAGCUCUUCUUUCUUCACUUAUACUGUGGUUUUUGUAUUGUUUCAGUUGUUACAUUUAUUUGCAAAAAGUGUAUAUAUGUGAAUAGUUUUGAAUUGUAACAAAAAAUUAAUGAACUGAAUUCUGUAUCAGUGGAAAAAGCUCAUAAAACAUUUCAUUUUUUAAAGUAGUUACACUGCUAGAAUUAAGGCAUGGGUCAUUUUUACUUAAUAUAAUGUGAUAUUUUUCAAAGCACAGAGAGCUCAAGAUUCUUUGUAUAUUGUGACAUUUCCAUUAAUUUGUUACUUCUGAGCUACACUCUUACAGGUGUUAACAGUCAUAACAACAGCCCUGUUAUUUCUUGACCACCCUCACAGGUCAGUUGGUGUUACUGCUGACUCUCCUGGGGUAGGGAGACUGUAGAUUUCCCAAGUGGAAAGUUCCUCAUUCUGCCCCAGCAAAGGUCACUUGAGGGAUUCAGUUCCUGCAACACAUCCUGUGUCUGUACAGGGGUGUUACGGAAGGUUACAGGCUUCACUUUGUUUGUUUUACUCACCUCGUUUAACAAACACCUUUCAACUUGCCUGGUGUUUAAAUCCCAAACAGCUUUUCCUGAGAAACAAAGGACCUCUAAAUUCUGAAAACCCCCAGAUCAGAAGUGUUCCAGGGAAAGGUGUGACACAGUUUGCUCUGUAACUUCUGUGGAUUGUUUGGGAAGGUUUGGGGCAAACCCCAAAUGAAGGUUACUGAAGGUAAGGUGAGGCAGGAUGUCUUCUGUGUCCUGAGACAGGGGCUCUGGAAGAAAGAUAAAAUACACAGAUGGAGCAGAGUUGUGUUGGGAAAACUGAGUAACUUCAGACAGUUGGAAAAAUGAUAAAGCCAAUACUUUUGCUGGGCCCUGUCUUCUCCUGGGUCCCAGAUCUGCAAUAAUGUGCGGCCUGGGGGGGGAAAAAAAAAGCCAUUUUUAUAGUGGGGAUUGAAACUAUCCUGUUCCAAAACUAAUGCUUGAAUACUAAAGAAAUGGCUCCACGUGGUGACAGUUACUGGCUGAGGAGGGUCCUUUCUCCUGCACAGACCUGUGUGAGUGUCUCCCCUCUCACCCACGUCAGCCAGAGUUCACGUGGGGAAGGUUGUUACAGCAGUGGCUGUUUUGGUUGGGUUUGAAUGGGGCUUGUCUGCAAUACAAGUAGGUUCCUCAGCUGGGUUCUGUGUUUUGGGAGGGCUCAGUUUUGGGUAAGUUAACUGCUCAUGUAUUAUAUGAUCUGUACAGUAUUUGUAACAAGUGAUUUCCUUGUGAGAUCACAAACUGCUCUUUGGGAGCUGCAGGCAGAACUAUACCACUGCUACUGCAGCAAACAGUGUAAACUCUGUAAACUCUUUAAUGUUCUACAUUUAAUUUUUUACAGGUUUUUUUUUAUAAUUUAAAACAAAUACUUCUUCAGUACAGACUUUUUAUGAUUGCUAUUUCUUAACAAAAAGACCCCUCAAGUUAAUUUUUUCUAGUUCUAAUAUCUUUUUCUAAUGCUGGCAUUAUACUGGUAUUUUCUAACAGUUCAGAUUUUCUAAGGCCUUUCUGACAAGGUUUGACUUCUGUUUUUUAUUAUCAGUUCCUUAAAUUUCUCAGCACUGAACAGAUUUUUUUUUUUUUAAAGUGUGUGUAUAUGUAAGUAUGUUUGAAAUAUACUGUAUAUAAAUUAAAUACCUUGAACAUAACCCAACCCAGGUUUCUGUUUGUCAGAUCACCUUAAAUAGUUUCCUUGACUUGCAAUAAUCCACUGGAAAACACAAGCUUCCCUAUGUUUUAGCAUGUUUGGUUAGUGUUCACUGGGAGUUUUUAACCAGAAUGUGUGUAAAGGGUAAGCCACCAGCCAUAAAAGUUCACUAAAAGGCUAAACAAAGCUCCUUGUUUUUAACAAUAUUCUGGUACCUCUCUGGCUCCCAGAUUCCUGUCAGUUUUGAACAAUAUGAUUUCAGUGGAGAGUUUUAAAACCUUCUUUUGCAACUUUACACUUGCAUGUACUAACGGGGGCCAUCACAGUUUUGGGGUGGGGUUUUUUGUAGACUGUGCAGGUCUGUUAAACAGAUUUACCCUCUACAAGUUUGUCUUUUUGGUUGAGUUUUAAACUAGAGAUGGUUUCAGCAUGACUAAGGCUGCACUUUACGUCUUGUACAGGACAAAUGUGUGCAAUGGGUCCAGGGGGGUGUUCAUGGAGUUCUCUGGGCUCUUCAGUUAUGCGAAGAGAUGCGUUUGAAAAGCCAGAUGGGGCAAAGGUAGAAUUUCACAACAGCAGUAAGAAAUGAACUCUCCAUUUCUAGCUAAGGAACGUGACAGUAACAGUGGUGGGUGCAAUAUUGCUUGGAUGCUGUAGGAAAUGGUCAGGCCCUUGUGAUCCAAAGGAUUCCAGCCCCCUGGUGUCACUGGUCCCCAUGGCAUCGCUCGGCUGUGUCUGUGCACGGUGGUGUUUAGAACCCGGUUAAGUGGGGACGCUCUGGAAGUGUCUCUUGUUUGUCAGAGUAAAGAAUCUAUGUAACUUUCUAUUUGUAUUUAUCUCAAUAAAUCUGUGACUGUUUUAUAAACCAACCUGUGGUAACCGGCUUUUGUCAUGGGUGAGAUGGGAGUGUAUUCCCUGGGUUAAUGAAACAUCUCUCAAGUGUUUGACCAAGGCUGAAUGUGGAAUUUUUCAUACUGAGCAGUAAAAAAAAAAAAAAUCCAUUAGAUAUCCAGAGAUGUUAAUUAGCUCUCCCUGCAUUUUUUCCUUGAAGUGAGUGUGCCAAAAGUGCUUCAACUUAUCGUGAUGGCUGGAAAAUACUUGCAUUAUUUUAAUUCAGCUGUCUGCCAUUUUGCAUUUCACUUUCUCAACCAGAUACUUAAUCCAGGUGGUUUUGUAUAGAUAGGAGAAACAACAUGAAGUAUGCAUAAAAUCCUUUUUCUUGGUUAUCUUAAAACACCAUUAGAAGGUUGAGGUUGUCUGUUCUUGGGUGUUCCUGUGAGGCUAAGGGACUUGUCUGUGUUAAGAGAAUCAGAGGCAGAAACUGUUUCAUAUCCCUGUGUAUUAAAUGUUCUCCCUACCAGAUGUAAAGCAGGAAAUGGAAGGAUGUGCCCCAAGAACCAAGGGUUCUUUGAAAUGAAAGGUGUGUUGGCAUAAGAGCCCCACAGAAAGAUUGGUGACACUGUUGUUUUUUUUUUCAAGUAACCUCCCCCUCUUUAUUUUUAAGAAAUAACCAUUUAGCUUCCUCUUACAGCUGAGAAAACCACUGUGGAAGAUGCAGCCCAACAUGGAGAUGGUUUUGCAGGAGGAACAGCAGCAUGAGCACCUGACAAUUGCUCCUAAGAGACCUCUCAGCAACACUGCAGAACUGAUGUUUGGGUUUAUUACCAAAAAAAACUCUUCCUUGGAAGGAUGUGAUACAGGACUGUUUCCUCAGGUAGCCUGGGUUUAGGAGCUGUCUCUGGAAUCGAGGCCCAAAGUCUUGGCUGCCUCCUGUGGAGUCUGGGCUCACGUGGCCAGUGCUGUGUGUCCUCUUACCCCAAAAGCUCAGGUCAGCUUCCAGUACAUUUAAGAGAAGGUCAAUAACUGUAAAAAGGAACGAUUUCUAGAUAAUUUUGUGGGACUUAAUAGCUACAGAUGAAAGGAAAAGCCACAAGAAUGUCCAAUCCAAGGGGUGGCUAAGAGUAAAUAUCAUUAGAGAGUAGAGAAUCAAGAUGGGGCAGAGUAACAGGAAACAAGCAGGGAUGAUGUAGCUGAUCCAGGGGGAUUUAUGUAGUGUGCAGACACCCCUUGGUUGAUACCUAAAAAGGAUGGCACUAAAAGGUCUGUGUUUAUUCUGCAGAGCCCACCUGGGAAUUACUGAGGACUUCACAGGCACCACACAGAGUUCCUGGGAGCAGAGCAGAGCAAGGGACGGGUGGUGCUCAGAGCUGCCCUGGAACUGGCUGUGGCCAGCACAGAAGUCGUGUGGGAAGUGCCAAGUUUCUCCUGAGACAUGUGUUCCUGAGUUGUGACCACAGCGUUCAAAGGCAGCCAGAAUCCGGCAGGGAGCUGUGCCUGAGGAUCCUGCUGACCAGGAACGUUUAGAGAGGAAGGUGGUUUGCAGAGGGGAGCCAAAAGCUAUUAAUUUUCUCCUGUGCUUCCAACAGCCCGUUUGGGUUGGUUUGAUGCCUAAGCCAGGCUGCAAUUGAGGUCAGUGCUUUGGUUUCCCUUUAAGCUCCAGUUCUCUAUACACUGUUCUGUUUGCACCAUUUGCUUGACAUGACUGUCUGCUCUGGGUUGAUGGUGUUUUUCUAGAAUUCCUGUGUGUACAGAAGCUAAUAAAGGAACUGUCAACUCAGAAAGCCCCUCUUAAAAUACAGUUCUACUGGCUUGGGGUAAGAAAUGCACAGAUCCCUUGGCCAAGCCUCCUCUGUGGAAUUUGUGAUGCCAUUGCAAUUCCUUUGGUUUCCAGUAGCCAAACAACCCCUGGGGUCAAGCAGAAGUCAAGGUAUAAAAAUGGAUGGCUGUGAGCCUCCUUACCUGUUAGCUGCCAUGUGUUAGAGGGAUGAUGUGGACUGCAGCAGUUCUGUUCCCUCUCCUGGUGAGUGUUUGUGUGCAUCAUUCAAAUGUGUGCGUGUGUUUGAAUUCCAGCUCUCAUUGAUUGAAUUGGUCUAUGAUAAUAAACAGUAUAAAUAAAUCAGGUGGGAGUUAAAGCACUGGGGAGGGGAAAAUUAAAUUCAGUGCAGUGACCUCGAGCAGAAUGUAAUUUCAAAAGUGCCUUAAAUAUGCUGAUGGCAUAAAAUAAGGCUGAGGAAGUUGGAGGGGCGGGAGAGUCGGGGAGAGAGGAAUAAAACAAAAUUACUUGGAUUUAUCAGGAUUACAGGCAGAUAUGGUUUAUGCAGUUUAUUGUAGGGGAGUGUCAUUCAUGAGGCCAGGGACCAAAAGUGAUCAGAGAGCAGUGGGAAUGAGGGCGGUGUGGAUACGGAUCCGAGCAUGUGCAGCACCAGGGGAAGGCUCUUCCUGGGAGCAAACCAAGCAAAGCAGGGAGGAGGAUGGGGGGAUACAGCCUUGCCAGCAGGAAUUACAGGGACAGUCAGGCCUUGUCUGUUGGUGUAAAACAUGCAGGAAUCCUCUCGGGCUGGUUUGAUGAAGCAAAAACCUUCUGGCUGUUGCAGAUGAAGAGAGGAGAAUCCAGCUUUUGAUGUUACAGGAAACAUGGUCUGUAACUGAGCUGCCUAAUAGUUCAUAGUUAGUUCAUCACACUAAUUUCAGACUAGAAAAAUAAAAAAAUACUUUGUUUUGGACUAAUGACCACCCUAACAGCCAGAAGAAAGCAAAGAAAUUGGUGAAUCCUUCCAGUUGGCUCAUGUAGAGGUAGAUCCUGUGGGUUUGAAAGUACUUGUUUUCUUCUGGUUUUCUUUCCUUCUUUUUGUUUAUUUUAAUUUUUUAAAUAUUUGAUUUGUCCCUUAAAUUGUAACCUUUUUUUCAGUUGUGGCCAAGGAGCUUUUGAAACCCAGUCAAAGGCAGAAGCACUAAAAGGAGAACUCUGUGCAUUGAAGUCCAUCCGUGUCCUUGCAGCUUCUGUUGUUCUGUCAGAUACCAUGUUAACUGUCCUCGUUUAAAAGUGCUUUCUCUACCUUGACCCAUAUCUCUAAAUGUCCCUUUUAUACAUCUUCUCCUCAGAAGAAAUUAGAUAUUUGAAAAUAUAAUCUUCCUGUCUUACCUUUUAGCACCCCAGUUUCAUUUAUAUCCAGAAAGAUUCCCAAUAGUUGAUAAUUUCCAGUAUCUUAACACCUAGGGCAUAGCAAUAACACAUGGACCUCUCUUUUCCUUUGAGUCCUCCCUGCUUGGUGCUGCAGCACAUGAAAUCCAUUAUUCUUUGGAAGCCACAGCUUGAGUUUGCCAUAGCUGAGUAAGACAGUGAGGACCUACAGGGAAAACUGAACUGGGAAGGGCAGAAGUGAAAGCAAGUCACAAACAAUUUCCUACCUAAUCCUUGUGUCAUAUCGGAAUUAAAUCAUAGGGACUGGUAAAAGAAUCCUUGGGGAAGCAAGAGAUGCACUUGGAAUUUUCCCUUUUCUGAGUCUCUUCAGGUUUUGUGGUCUCUCACUGAUGUGCUGCCCAGUUGAGUGUCCCUGCCCAGGAUUCUGGGAGCAGGCUGGAUGUGCUCUGAAGUGUUUUCUACCCCACCAGUCACGGAUCUUCCUGUGACUGCUUCUCUUGUUGCAGUAGUGGUGACAGAAGGCUGACCUCCACGUUUCUGUUAUCCCUCAGUUCUCCACAGCAAACAGUCAGCAGUAGCUGGAAUCUGCAUCCUUGGAGUUGUGCUGUCAGUUUGGGCUGUUGUCACACACUUAGCUAAUACCCUCCAGUAAUUUUAUUUCUUAUUCACAUGCACUUAAUGUCCUUCGUCAUUAGACUGAAAAAUGUUAACCUUGUCAUAGUUAGUGACUGGAAGCAGAAAAGUCCUUUUAAUUCUCAGGGGAAUGAAUUCUAAUUUUCUGCUUGUCAGAAAGUGACAUUUUACAUAUUUUUCUCUUUUUUUCCCCCACCAGUUUAGUGCUAAAUUUAAAUGUGUGUGUCAUAGGAACAGACCUUUAGUCUGUGCUAAACACCCCAAAAGCCUUGGCGGGUGUCCAGUGCAUGAGAGCCUUGACCAAGAGCUGCUGCUAAAGCUCAUUUCAUGCACUGCAGAGAAGGGGAGGUGAGGAUGGGAGGUUGGAGAUAAGGGGUUAUCUCAGAGGGCACAUUAACAUUGCAUGUCAGGAUGCAUUUUUUUUUUUUCCCCUAGAAAAUAUGGAUGGAUGAAAAGCAGCUCAUCUGGAAUAAAAUGUCCAGUGAAGAAACAAAUUAUGUUAAUCAAGCAGACUAGUAUUAAUAUUUGUCAUAAAGAUGUGACACCUUCUAUUUAAUGUCACAAACUACUGGGAGCCUUUGAAAAAUGUACUGGUGGGAAGGAAAGUUGCCUGCAGAUACUGAGUUCACUGUUCUAUGAAAGGGAAUAACUUGUCUUGAAAAUUAGAUGGCAUUUAUGACAAAGAGAAAUAAUCCUCCCACAGAUUACAGCUGUUCACUGCAUUGUUGUGCUGGUGGUCUUAUCUCAUCAGUGGAUAUUUUAUAAGGUUCCUUCCUUUUUCUCUUUUUUUUUUUUUUGAUACAUUUCCAUAAGCCUGUUCUGAGGAGGACAUUGUGUGCUGGGAACUGGGUGUAUUUUGAGAAAGGGACACCACUACAAAGAACUCUUGAGUCUAAAUUGCAAAGAUGGGUGAAGUAAAAAUGAGGGAUGGUUAUUUUGCUUUUUACAGAUGGGAGCUGAAGCAGGGGAGGUGACUGUUGUGGCCAAAGUCACCCUGGGAGUCCGUGGAAUUGCAUCCUGAUCUUUGAAGUACAGUUCCAGUAUUUUACCAUAUAUUGUCUCUCUGUUCCCUUACUGAUGAAUGUGGACUUAAUAUGCACAUGUGUGAUGAGCCAGACAUGUUCUGCAUAUGUUGAGCCAAAUUCUGACCUAAGGGCCGUGAGGGGAGCGCUCCCUGGGCUGGUAAGGAGCGUUUGCAGGGCUGGGCUCAGCCCCAGGACUGCACAGUGCUGGCAUUUCUAAAGCCCCUCCUGGGCUGAACUUUGCUCCCCCUGCCUGUUUGGUGUUUGAGCCAGUUUGGGGUUCUCUGGAGUUCUGGAGAAGCUCUGGGUGAGGCACUGCCUGGCUCCUUGGCCGACCUCGUGCACUGCCUGCACACCAGAUGCUGAUUAAUGAUUAGCAUGUAACUAAUUAAUAAAUCAAUGCCACAAACAAAUAAACCAUCCAUUACAGUGACUUCCCAAGUCUCUCCCUUCUGGGAGAGAAGGGAGACUUGCAGGCAUUCCACCCUUCUCUGUAUGAAGGUGCCUCUGGACUGUGUGCUGUCUCUACACCAGGCAGAUCUGCUGUGUGGAUGAGAUUCAUUGUAUUCCACGGGGAAGGCUGAAGUCAACCAGGUGACCAAAGUGACCUACUGGAACCUGAGGGACAGGACAAGCUCUGCAGUGUGGCUGUCACUGCCCUGAUGGGGACUGCUUUUAAGGAUGAGAAUGUUGUGUCUGACGCGUGUCAGCAAGCAAAGGAGAUUCACUAGCAGAGCUGGGUCCGUCUUGCUCCCCGGUGAGGAAUAAAAGCAUGAGCCGUCUCUCACUUCGGGAGGAGAAGGGGGGGCUGUUUCCAGGCUGCGGGAAGUGCGAAGGCAUUGUCAGGUUUGGGUCAGGCGGAGCCGGGGCUGUGCUGAGCUCUCAGCAGGACCCAUCAGCCGGGUGUCACUCGGCAGCCUGGAGGCAUCUCCGGGAAAAGCCAAGACAGAAGCGUGGGGGGCGAAGCUGCCGCCGUGUCUUGUGGUGGUGCAAGACUGUUCUCUGUAACAAUGAUCUUUGUGGAAAGCAGACACAAAAAUGGAUAAAAGAAUAAAGAGCCUUUAUCAAGGAAGCAGAGAGAGAAAAUGGCCACUUCUACACUCCCCACACUUAGAUGCUAAAUAAUGCUGUUAUCAAAGCUGUUGAAAACUGCUGAACAGGAGUUGUGCCCACAUUUAAUCCCAGCCUGGUACCUGCAAGGCCUGAUCCUGCCCUCAGCUGCAUCCAGGGAAUCUGAUGUCAGUGGGGCCACUGCACUGAAAAGGAUGGUAGAGAACGAAGAACUGUUCUGUUUAUUUCUUCAUGGUUGCAUCUGGUUUUGUGCUUUGAAGUUCUCAGAUUUAUUUCAAUCUUCAGGUUUAUUUUCACUUCUUUAGGGAAGCAGAUAAAGCAGGGAGGGGGAAAUAUGAGGGAUGGGGCCAAAUUCAAAGUGGAGUCACUUGGGCAACAUAAACAACCUGCAACCCCAAGGUGUAAUUUCCAUUGGUAAAACCACCUUGAACCAACUAAUUGCUUCAAAAUUACAGCCAGAUUUCAGCUUUGUAACUGCAGAGUGCAGUUCACUUGAACCAGGACAAGGGUAUCACAUGAGGGAGCUUGGAAGAGAACCUACUGAGCUGCCUCACAGGAAAAAUGGUAAAGCUGCAUUUCCCUUAUUGUCAUGCAUUUCCUGGACCCAGGUUUAUUGGUUUAAUCCCUUCUCUCCAUUCCAAAACAAUCAAAUGAAUAUAUACAAAUUUAAAAAUCCCUAAAACAGUAGCUUGCCUCCAUAUUGCAAUGGACAUUGAACAACAAUAGAUUUAAGGUCCUUUGGCAAUUUUGGGUGGGUGAACUCAGUUUUUGCCUGUGUUUGCUUGAAAAUUUGGAUAGUUGUUUUCCCAACGCUCCUGAUUUUGUUUUACAUUUAGUUCUCAGUAGUUUAGUCCUUGCUGUGUAUGACAGAGCAGAUUGAGGGUGAUGUUAUGUUCACUGGCAACCUGACCAGUUUCAGAGCACAACAGUAUCAUUUUCCAGCACAGUUAAAUUUAUUGCAGUGUGGUCCAGUGAAAUGGUCUGACAUGCUUUCAACUAUCCAAAUAACAAUUUGCUGGGAUGUGGAAACCACAGGAGUCAGGAAGAAGGUAGUAGUCUGUGAGUGGGUCUUGUCUGUCUUGCUACAGGGACAUGGUUACCUGGGGAAGAAAACACAACAUGUUUAGGACUCAGUGCAAGAAGUGCCCUGGGCUGGGAUUCACUUGGGGCAGCAUUUCUGGUCAGGUUGUCACUGACCCUGUUAGAUUAAUGUUUGUCACUUUGGUACUUUGUAGAAUGUGGAAGAAACCGCAGUGAAUCCUUCACUAAAGGGGGAAAUAACGUGUGUGAAUGGGGAGCCUCAGGUCUCUGAAAAGGGUUUUUAAAAUCCUCUGUUUUGUAAGGCAAACAGUCUCAGAACUGGAGUUACUUCAGGCUGACAGAGCAGCCAAUAGCAGGAACUGGAGACAGGAAUUUGGGCUCGGAGUUAGGAGUGCAGUGGGGAUCAUUAGGACAGUCACAGCAUGUAACUGCAGAAAUGUAGAAAUGUCUCUUGCAGAACAGUGAUUAUUCUCCAAGCACUCACCUUGUACAGACACUGCAUCACUUGCCUGUGCACAUCCUGUGGUUGCUUUUCAUUUGGGUUCUUUCAAAAUGUACAGCAGCACUGGUAUGGUGACUGCAUUCUGAGUGCUAUUUAUUCAGAAUCACCAUUUCAACUGGCAUCUAAUCAAAAAUCUUUAUUCUCUGAUGCAAAAUGCAUUUUAAACAAAUAAUAAUCUUUCAACUUUGAGUUCCUGGUAAAAUAUCUUAUAUUAAUGAAUUUAUAAAUAGCAAGUGCCAGUUCUAUGCCAAUUCGAACAGCACAGAAAAGAAGACACUGUGAAGGAAAACACACCAGGUUUUUGUUACCCAAUUUUGUUGUUUGUAAUAUAAAUGCUUGUGAGAAAGAUAAUUCUGAUUUCAUAGUUCUUUAGCUUAAAUAUGUUGUCAUUUAAGCCUCUACUCUUAUUCCUCCAGGAAGCCAGGAAAGCAUCUGCAGGCACAGAGCCAGGGGGGCAGGAGCUGUGCCAGACCUGUUUCCAUGCCUUGCUGUGGCGACCGGGUAUCAAAUCCAGUCGCAUUUUUGCGUGUGCAGUUCUGAAAGCACCACCCAGAGUAACAGGAGGCUGUUGCCAAAGAACCAGUUCAUCUGAAAACAACACUCCAAAGCCGAGCUGGCUUCAGCUCCCUGACCAAGUUCAGUCAGCUGAGGAGGAGUUGCUGUGCAGCCCCCUGUGCUCACCGAGAGCUGCCCAAGGGACGACACCAAAUGAGAGUUGGGUUGAAGCACAGGAGACAUGUAAAUAUACUGGCACCUUGUUUGCACAUUUUGGUGCUGGGUCUAUGAUUUUUAUACAGAAUUAAAAUUUUCUUGACUUUU